AUGGCGAAAGACAAACCUACCCUGGUAGGUGUCCCCCCAGAGAUUCGUCUCGUCAUUUUAGACAUCCUGCAACUUGAAGACCCACAGAGCAUCUUCAGUUUCGCUGCGGUCAGCCGCAAGUUGUACAGCGAGACCAACAAAUACCGGUUCCAUGACAUCCAACUGACCCUGGUCAAUCGCAACAAACUGACUGUCGACAUCGACCGUUGGAACAAAAUUCUGCGGCAGAAUGAUUCCUUUUCGUCUGUUCUGCGGGUGACCGUCCAAGGAAGUUUACCUCCCAUCCAAGAGGAGGGCGACGAGGACAAGAACCUGACAGCGGUGCCAUGGUCUAGCGCAGAAGACCGAGACAACAUCAACGAGUUGACAAGCCGUGAGGAAUUCUACGAGCAGGACUUCGGCGGCAAACCCCAUAUCACCCCACGUCCCGAAUACUGCGGCUGGUCACCUCUGCCAGAGUUUCUGGGUCAGCUGUUCAUUCAGACAGAUGUUCCAACAUGCAAGCUGCAUAUCAUGACCUACAAUCUGCCCCGCCACUUCCACAAACAAUCCUCGCGUCAUGGCACCGACUGGUACGAGUACCAGCUAGCGACCUCCCCCUGCCUAUCCAGCAUUGUUCUCUCCUACAACCAAAAGCAUUACUCUCGAGUUAUGACUUCGCACGAGAACAUGAUGCUCUAUGAUUUGGCAACCAGAUUAGCCCCCAAUCUAACCCAUGUGAACAUUAUGGACAUCUCAUCGGAGUUGCCUCGCCGGCCAAACGCCCCUCCAGGUCCCACUUCCAAUCAGAGCAUCAACGGAAAACCUCUGCAGGGCUUGAGUCUCACCGGCGGUGACCCUUGGGAAUGGAACAAACAGAGUGACUACAGUGACCUUCGAGUUCUACAACUGUGGGACGUCGACGAGGCAAUGCUCUGGACUGCAGCCUCCCGCGAAUAUCCUGCUUUGAAUUCGCUGGCCGUGCAACCAAGUUCCGAAGUCAAAGAUGAAACAGUAAGACGGUUUGUUUGCUCUCUGUCUCCCCUGGACAGCCUCCAUCUGUGUGGAGAAUACACUCAGGAGACUUUCCAGGCAAUAUUGGACCACCAUGGUGAAUCGCUUCGAAAGCUGUGCCUAGUCCCAGUGGGCGAGUAUGACCGCUUCGAUUACCGCAGGAUUACACCAGAGUUUUUGACGCUGGUCCGAACCCAUUGCCCAAACCUCAAGGAUUUCCGAGUGCCUACUAUUCGCAGCGCAGGAAGGAGAGAGGAAUGCGACCUCUACAGGGCUCUCGGACAAUUCCCCAAGGUAAUCAACCUCACCCUAGAGCUCCAGCACUGCGAUCAAUGCGCGGACAUGGACCCGGGAGAGUAUAAGGAUUACGUUGAGAGAGAUCGUCGCCGGGAGAUGAGGAUAAAGGAGUGGUUCACUAACAUUGCAGUGGAUGAGAGAUUAGUCCGCGAAAUCUUUUCGUUCAUUGCCCGCACUUCUCCAUUGCGACGCUUGAGGAUUGGCUUCGACACUUCUUUACGCAGCGUCCAUCCGGACUUCAAUUACAAGGGUGACCGCGCAAUCACCAAAUUCAUGAGUCGACAGUACGUUUGCUUCCGCUGCAAUGAUGACAGAUUGAUCGUACGUGAGAUUGGAGCCAAGGCAAGAAAGCUCAAGGAGGACGAGGAUCCCUGUGAGUUGGGGCCGCGCGAUGAAGCAUUUGGUUACGCUGGAUUCAGUUCGGUUUUCCCUACUCACGCGGAGCUCGCAAGACGAAAAGAGUUGAAGCAGGAAAAAGAACGACAGGAUCUACUUUUCGGACUUAAGUGUGAAUUGGCAAAGGUUGAGUGCAAUCCCAACGACCCAUUUAGCAAGAAGAAAGCGGAGAAAGAGAAAGAACGAAUCUUUCUGAAGUUCAAGUGGGACCACCCGGACGUGCUUGAGUGGACUGAGGCGAUGGCAGAGUACAAAGCACAGAAGGAAGCAGAGGAGCUGGCAGAGGAGAUAGCCAAGUUGAAAGCGAAGGAGACGGCCGAGGAAGAGGAAAGACGACGAUUUGAAAGGUGGAAGUGGGUCCAUUGGAGAGAGUACGCCAAGCUUGUAUGGGCUGAGGUGAUUGCAGAGCAACGAGCAGAGGAGGAAGUAAAGAAGAAAGCAGAGGAGCACGCAAAGAAGAUGGCAGACCCGAAUAGGGACUGGGGGGAUGACUCGCUAGAUAGGAAGGAGAGAGAUGGCAGAUGGGCGGAUCCACCACCAAGAUCCGACCCAGGGAGAUGGUGGGAGAGAUGGUACAGCCACCCCUUGACGGACCUUGAGCCCGAAAUCCUCUUCAAUUGUACGCGGUGA
This is a messenger RNA of Penicillium canescens, 2316 nucleotides long. RefSeq lists its product as uncharacterized. The coding region runs from base 1 to 2316 and encodes 771 amino acids. The record is from RefSeq and is a predicted model, not a curated record. The transcript is spliced from 2 exons. Lineage: Eukaryota; Fungi; Ascomycota; Eurotiomycetes; Eurotiales; Aspergillaceae.